AUGGAAGAAGGCUUGAAAACCGCACUUCGGUUUACUACUGGACAUUUAGAGAGUUUGUCUGUCAAGGCGAGGGAGAUAUUGAAUAUCAUACCUGGUUCCCCUACGGACGAGUUUCUCCUGGAAAUGGAAAUUGUCGUCUCCAAGCUAGAAAGCAGCUUGAGUAGAAUAAAAGCCGAAAUGAAUAACUACUUUAGGAUGGCUAAUCAGCCUGAUGCCGAUGAGAUCUCCAGGGUUUCUACGAUCCAGCUGGCAGCUGAAGAAGAGUUAUGUGAGCUGCAAGUGAGGAUCAGAAGAGCUCGAGCCACAUCAAAAGAAGCUGCCAUGCCUGUAUCGGGAAAGCUACCUAAACUGAAUCUACCGGAGUACCACGGUGACGUUCUAACCUGGCACCAGUUUUGGGAUCAGUUUGUCUCCUUAGUUGAUAGUAGAAGACUAAGUGAUGUAGAUAAGUUUAUGUAUCUCAAUUCUGCCGUAAAAGGAGAAGCUAAGAAGCUGAUCGAAGGGCUAGGAACCACCAACAGGAACUACACCAUAGCUGUCAACACGUUGAAAGAAAGAUACGGACGCGUGGAGCUUGUCAAAGAUGCCCAUUACUCUGCUUUGAGCAAAAUUAAACCGGCCGACAGUUCCACUAUCAGUUGCCGGAAUGUUCUGAACGAGAUAGAGACCCAUCUUAGAGUGUUAAGUUCCUUAGGCGAAGACGACACGCACAGCUACCUUCGGUUUGUAAUACUGGAAAAGUUCCCAGAAGAAAUAGUCUAUGAACUGAAGAAAAGAGUCCAGGACGAUUCAGUUCCGGAAAUAAGAAAGGAGCUAGAGAAGCUAAUAUCCGCCAAGGAAGACGCCAGUCGAUUCAUCUCCCAAACAAGUGAAAGAGACCAGGGACGGAAGAGGAAGUUUGAAAAUAAUCAAGAAAGAAAAUUUUCAACGGAACCAUCUGGAAAGAAGUUCAAGAAGUCAUGCAUCUUCUGUGAAGCAGAACAUAACUCCCAAGAUUGCAACAGAUACACGACAAUAAAAGGGAGAAUGGAUAGGCUUAGGACUCGUUGUUUUAGAUGUAUAAGAAAGGGGCACCAGAGGCGAAUGUGCAGAGAAAAGAGACCCUGCACACACUGCGGAGACAGAAACCAUCACUUGCUUCUGUGCCCAAGGCUACUGCCAGAAAAUACGCAAACAAAGACAGCGGAAGUGCAGAAGAAAACAGCGGAAACAUCUAAAAUUGAGAAGGAUAGCAACGGAGCCUCCGGGCCUACCAUUCCUUUGUGA
Molecule: messenger RNA, 1266 nt
Organism: Cydia splendana
Lineage: Eukaryota; Metazoa; Arthropoda; Insecta; Lepidoptera; Tortricidae
Exons: 2
Coding region: 1-1266 (421 amino acids)
Molecular function (GO): nucleic acid binding; zinc ion binding
Source: RefSeq, a predicted model, not a curated record